Molecule: messenger RNA, 838 nt
Organism: Ipomoea triloba (trilobed morning glory)
Lineage: Eukaryota; Viridiplantae; Streptophyta; Magnoliopsida; Solanales; Convolvulaceae
Product: basic blue protein-like
Exons: 2
Coding region: 48-575 (175 amino acids)
Cellular component (GO): plasma membrane
Molecular function (GO): electron transfer activity
Source: RefSeq, a predicted model, not a curated record
AUAACCAAUCAAGAAAGCUUUCUAGCUUGCUAUCUGAUAUAGAUCACAUGGCGACCAAGGCUUUCUUGAUUGCAUUAGCUGUUAUUGCAGCAGUUGCAGCUCCAGCUUUGGGUGAAGAUUUCAUUGUGGGAGAUGACAAUGGUUGGAAGAAUAACAACUUCGAUUAUGCUGCUUGGGCCCAGAGCAAAGAAUUCCAUGUUGGGGAUAGACUUGUUUUCAAGUACACUCCAGGAUCACACAAUGUUUUCAAAGUGGACGGGGCUGGGUUCAAAGACUGCAAGGCGCCAUUGGGCAGCGAUCCGUUAAAGAGCGGAAACGAUGCAAUAGAGCUGAAGCAAGAAGGAAAGAAAUGGUACAUCUGCGGUGUUGGGGAUCACUGUUCAGUUGGAGGCAUGAAGCUUGUCAUCAAUGUUUUACCAGCUGGAGGAGUGGGUGCUCCUUCUCAGCCCCCCACCUCCCCGCCGACGCCCUCCUCCCCGGCGCCCUCCGCCGCCUCCGAUAUCGCCGCCUCCAAAUUUGCUGCCUGGAGUUUUGCAGCGCUCUGCGGCGUGCUCUUCUUCAUGUUCCUGGCUUAAUCACACACCAACAGCGCAGCGCAGCUAUCUAGCUCUUCCUUAUCUUGCUUGUUGUUUUCAUUAUUGGUUCAUUUCCUUUGGUUGUUACUAUUGUUGUUUGUGAUUUGGAUUUCCAUUGAAUGAGUUGUUAGUAUGUUACUCCUCCAUGCUUAAUUUAGGUUAAUAAUGGAGUUUGAAACUCAUAUAUACUCUUAUCCAUUUCAUAAAGUAAAAUUUCCCUUUAUAUAUCAUUGGCCCUAUGAAGUAAGAAUUUAUUUCUUGUA